ACUUGUGCAUACAUAACUAAUACAAAUCAUUAACAACUACUCCACUCCACAUUGCUUAUUGUUAAACAGGAUACGCUUACUAUUAUAAUCUCCUACACCAACUAUAAUUAUUUAUUUACAAGAAGAGAAAGAAUCAAAUCAACACUAGCUGCUAAACCUUGCACUCUGCUGUCAACAGACACUACUAAAGCAGACCAAAGCAGCUCCUCUGUCUUUCUUCUUCCUCACCUCCUUUUCUCUCUCUCUCUCUGCAACUCUCUCAGCCGCCUAAUAUUGUCAACAAUUCCUGCAAACUCAUUUUUUCUGUUGUAAGCAAAGAGAUCUAGUAAUGGAAUCCCCCAGCAGAGAUAGAAGAAGCACAAGUUCCCCACAUUCAUCACUAUCAUCACCACCAUGCUUCUCAUUAUCAUUAUUUUUGUCAGUAAUCCUUCUUCUUUCAGGUAAUAUGCCAGUUAGAGUGGUGUCAUUAGGAAUAAACUACGGCCAAAUCGCCAACAAUCUUCCCUCCCCAGAAAAAGUAGUACCACUAGUGAAAGCAAUCGGAGCAACCAAAGUAAAGCUCUACGACGCCGACCCGAAAGUACUCAAAGCAUUUGCCAACACCGGAAUCGAAUUCACCGUCACCGUCGGCAACGGCGACUUACCACAAAUGGCAAAAGAUCCAAAACAAGCCAUUGAUUGGGUUAAGAAGAAUGUUCAGAGCUAUCUUCCUGAUACAAACAUCACCUGCAUCCUCAUCGGAAACGAAGUGCUUGCUCUAAACGACACCGCUUUAACCACCAGCUUGUUACCGGCAAUGCAGAACAUGCAUUCCGCGCUGCAAACCCUAGGUUUGGAUCGCAAUGUGUGGGUAACUACUGCACACAAUCUCGCAAUCCUCGACACAUCGUAUCCGCCGUCGGCGGGCAGUUUCCGGCAAGACGUCGCCGGUUGUAUAACUCAGAUACUGACAUUUCACGCCAAAACUGGAUCCCCGUUUUUGAUAAACGCAUACCCGUAUUUCGCCUAUAAAGGAAACCCAGAAGAAGUGAAUCUGGAUUAUGUUCUCUUUCAGGCGAAAACACCGCAAGUUUUAGUCGACCCGGAUUCUAGCCUGCAUUAUGAUAACAUGUUGUACGCUCAGGUGGACGCCGUAUACGCCGCCAUGGGCCCCACUUUCAACAAGAAGAUCUUAGUACAGGUGUCGGAAACUGGUUGGCCGUCUAAAGGAGAUGAAGACGAGGUCGGCGCCACCCCGGAAAACGCUAAGAAGUAUAACGGAAACCUAAUUAAGCUUUUGGCGACGCAGAAAAAGGGUACGCCAAUGAAGCCAAACUGUGAUCUGAAUGUGUUCGUUUUCGCCUUGUUUAACGAGAAUUUGAAGCCUGGGCCAACUUCUGAGAGGAAUUAUGGGUUGUUUAAACCAGAUGGUACACCGGCUUAUUCGUUAGGGUUUCCUACUAUUCAAGCUGUUGGUAAUGCGUCUGGUGGUGGUACUGAUGCUUAUGUACCUCCUUCUACUGCUGAAACCGCCGCUGGUGGUGGUGGAAGUGGUGGUGGUCCCUCCUCUUCUGGGUAUCUCUCCAUUUCUUCCUCAACGGAAAGAUAUCCCUCAAUUGGUUUCUCAAUCACUUCAUUGAUUCUGAUUGUUAUGAUGAUGGUGCUUUAAAUUAGAUUAGAUUACAGAAACAUUGUACGCCAUUUUUAUUGUAGAUUCGGAAGAGAGACUUAAGAGUUAGGCAAGGGAAAAGGAGGAAUGUAUUUUCUUUGAUUCUACUCCUGUUAAUAUCAUUAUUUUUCAUGAGUCAUUCUUGUUCUUUUUGACAAUGCAAAGUAACAUUGAUUA
Messenger RNA from Spinacia oleracea (spinach), 1825 nucleotides. RefSeq names its product glucan endo-1,3-beta-glucosidase 11. Lineage: Eukaryota; Viridiplantae; Streptophyta; Magnoliopsida; Caryophyllales; Amaranthaceae. The transcript has 3 exons. Gene Ontology annotation, molecular function: hydrolase activity, hydrolyzing O-glycosyl compounds. The record is from RefSeq and is a predicted model, not a curated record. Gene Ontology annotation, biological process: carbohydrate metabolic process. The coding region runs from base 329 to 1648 and encodes 439 amino acids.